Molecule: messenger RNA, 20868 nt
Organism: Coregonus sp. 'balchen'
Lineage: Eukaryota; Metazoa; Chordata; Actinopteri; Salmoniformes; Salmonidae
Source: the annotation of a GenBank genome assembly
CAAGUACGUUUCCUUUGCAAAGGUUGAGUGUUGCAAUAUUUUCCCUCACUGCAUGCUAGUGAACAAAGAGAAGGAGAAGAUGUCUGGGCAGGGAACCCUCUCCCUGCUCACCUGCAUGGCAGCCAUUGGUAAGCGCUGACAUCAGCUUAAUAUUCAAUUACAUAUUAAAGGCGUUGGAAAAAACAUAAUCAGCUCAACUAGAAAAAAAAAGUCAAUUACUUUCAAUACUACACGUUUUAAGUUACAGUUUAGUUUUUUUGUUGUUGCUAUUCCUGACUGAAUCUAAAAUACUCAAAUAUGUUGAACUGUUCACACCAUUGUAAUCAAUAGGCAAACUUGAAGUAGAAGAGGGUAUGUUUUCAAAAUGGAUGCUUAACUUGCACAAGGAUCAUUUAUGUCAAAGAAAGGUGCCUAAUGUUGCCAUUGCCGUCGGUUAGUGGGAAUCCCAAUAAAAAUACAAAUCUAAUGCUCUAAAUGUAAUUGACUUGUUAGAUGCUCCAUUGUAAUUUUUUGGGGGCCUUUUAGAAAACAGAACUAGUCAUACAAUAUCUUUACUUGUGGUUUCACAUCAAUAACGGUAACCGACUUCCACUUUUUUGUUUUUGAGGCAAUAGGCCACUUAACCUUUUAAACCUAGAUACAACCUUAUUGUCUAUUAAUGUUUUUGAGACAGUCAAUGAUAAGCAUUAACUAUUGGCCAUUUAUCACACAUUUUUCAUAGUGGAAAAGGUCAUAAAUAAGUUAUUUACAAUGUUACAGCUGCAUUAACUUUUGAAGGCAGUUCUGGCUGAACAACAGUAGCCUAUAGCACACCUAUGUUCAGUCAAACAUGUUAAAAUUAUGAUUCCUCAAAAUACGUUUAUGCAGACUGAACAUUUAGUUGUUUUCACCAGAGCCAGCGCCAGACUAUGAUCAGCUGGGGGGCACUCUUUUUGAUGCUAUAUUUAUAGUUAGGCUAUAUAUAUAAUAUAUGCAAUGAAUCUUCCACUCAUCAAAAGGACCCACCAUUUAAAGCCAACAGCGCAUUUCAAACACACAAGAGCAAAUCACAUUUCUCCUUUCCUAAAAACGUUGGCUAUUAAAAACCUAGGCCUUGGAUAAUGCUAAAACAAUGUAGCCUACCAAAUGAAUUGACAAGGAAAGUUUGAAGGGGGAGAGAGACAGCUAUGCGAUAGCAGGCCUAUAUUAUGAAGGCCUAUAUGAUAUUUAAAUCUGUCUCUGGUGGAUAUACUUUGCCCUGGUCUUGCAUAGCACAGGUCAGGUGGUAUGGCAGCAUAGACCUACGAAUGAUAGAUUAAUAUAUGAAUUACCCUCAUUUCUAAUACAUCUCUGUCUUCACUGUUCCCGUCUUGCACAAUUCAUGCAUCUCUGCAGGCAUCAGCUCCACUGGCCUCUCUCUCUCUCUUCCCCUCUCCUCUCUCGAUUGCUAAUAUCUCUUGUACGAGUAGCCUAGCUCAAUGCAAGUCCCAGGAAUAGCAAUAUAGUUUGGUCACUUAUUUUGAGCAAUUUUUUUAACUAAUAGGGAGAAGCAGCUUGCUCUUGCUUGCUGAAUAUAAAAUAGACUAGAGGGUUGGCAAUGAACUGGUGGGAAGUUUGACUGGCUAGAGCAUGUAGCUCUGGUGUAGUAAUAUUUAUAUCAAUAUUGGUAGAAUGUUUUUUGGGUGGGCACAAAAGUAAAUUCAGGGAGGCAUUGCCCCCACAAUGCCCCCAUAGAGCCGGCACUGGUUUUCACUGACCAUGAUCUAAAAUAUGAAAUAUUAAAUUAUGCCAAUUUCCCGUGUUGUAGGGAAGAUCGGAUAUCUAAGAUUUGUGUGAAAUGCUGAUUCAAUUAUGUAUUCUAUUGUACAUCGUGGAUUAGGCCCACUAGACAACAAAUAUUUACCAAUAUCAUUUUUAUGCAUCUAACCCAAAUAGUUGUCUGUCAUCCGAUUCUACCACUCUUUUCUUUUCUUUGCCAGCUGUCUCUUCAAUGGCUUUCAACAUUGAUGAAACAAACCCACAAAUCUACAAAAGGGAGGAACAAGAUUUCUUUGGUUACAAAGUCCUGCAAUUCAUUUCUGGCAAGGAGAAAGGGUAAGUGUUAUUGUUAUCAUCAUAGUGAAAUGUGUGGUUCUGGUUAGUAUUAUGUUACAAACUUCAUCUGCAAAACAGUAUCACACACCUGAGGAAACAAAAAUUACCAAAACAAUGCACCUGUGUCUGCAAACAUGCACUAUAUACAGUGGGCUCCAAAAUUCCUGCCAACCCUGACUGGCAAUGCACAAACCAUACUUUAAAAAAUAUAAACAAUAUAAUUAUAGAGAAACUCAAAAUAACAACAUGUGAGAAAUACUGUACUUUAUUAAUGUUUCAAUGGAACCAACCAAAAUCAUACAAUUAUUUAAUGCAAAAUAAAUGUAACCAAAAUCAAGGUUUCAUCAUUAUUGGCACUCCUCAUUUAGUACUUAGUGCAACCACCUCUGGCAAGGAUAACAGCAUGGAGUCUUUUCCUGUAACGUUUGACAAGGUUAAGGAACACAUUUGGAGGGAUUUUGGACCAUUCCUCUAUGCAGAUCCUUUCAAGAUCCUUCACAUUCUUGGGUUUGCGCUUAUCAACUGCCCUCAACAACUCAGCCCACAGAUUUUCGAUUGGAUUGAGGCGACUGUGAUGGCCAUGGCAGAACAUUGAUUUUGUUGUCACAGAACCAUUUCUGUGUGGAUCUUCAGGUAUGUUUUGGGUCAUUGUCUUGUUGGAAAGUCCACCUACGGCCAAGUCCCAGCCUUCUGGCAGAGGCAACCAGAUUGUCAGCCAAAAUUGCCUGAUACUUGGUGGAAUUCAUUAUGCCGUCAAUCUUAUCCAGUUCCCUGGACCUCUGGAAUUAAAACAGCCCCAAAACAUCACUGAUCCACCACCAUAUUUCACUGUGGGUAUGAGGUGCCUCUCCUUGUAUGCAUCUCUGUUUCGACGCCAAACAUGCCGAUGCUGUAUCUGACCAAAACGUUCAAUGUUGGUCUCACCUUCUUCCAGUCAUAAUUUAAAUGACAUUUGGCAAACUCCAAGCGCUUGCGUCUGUGUCUUGGGGUCAGAAAGGGCUUUCUUCUGGAAACCGUUCCAAAGAGCCUGUGGUUGUGGAGGUGACGUCUGAUGGUGCUUUUUGAAACCUGGUGACCCCAAGACACCACCAAGGCCUGCAAUUCUUUCACAGUGAUUCUUGGGGAUUUUGUUGCUUCUCUCGCCAAUCCUCCUCCCUAUCCUGCAUCCUCUACCCGUGAGGUUUUCAACUGUUCCAUAUCUUUUACAUUUUUUAAUAAUUGCCCUGACAGUGCUCAGUGGUAUAUUCAAUCGUUUGUGGAUCUUCUUGUAGCCAUUACCAGAUUUAUGAAGGUCUACAAACAUCUGUCUCUUUUGAACUGGCAGUUCUUUUGUUUUCUUCAUGGUGUUGGAUGACAAAGGGAUAUUGCAUGCGUGUUACCUCAUUUUUAUACCCUAGUGAAACAGGAAGUGAUGUAAUGGCUCAAUAUAAACUGCUCAAAAAAUUAAGGGAACACUAAAAUAAAACAUCCUAGAUCUGAAUGAAUGAAAUAAUCUUAUUAAAUACUUUUUUCUUUACAUAGUUGAAUGUGCUGAUAACAAAAUCACACAAAAAUUAUCAAUGGAAAUCAAAUUUAUCAACCCAUGGAGGUCUGGAUUUGGAGUCACCCUCAAAAUUAAAGUGGAAAACCACACUACAGGCUGAUCCAACUUUGAUGUAAUGUCCUUAAAACAAGUCAAAAUGAGGCUCAGUAGUGUGUGUGGCCUCCACGUGCCCUACAACGCCUGGGCAUGCUCCUGAUGAGGUGGCGGAUGGUCUCCUGAGGGAUCUCCUCCCAGACCUGGACUAAAGCAUCCGCCAACUCCUGGACAGUCUGUGGUGCAACGUGGCGUUGGUGGAUGGAGCGAGACAUGAUGUCCCAGAUGUGCUCAAUUGGAUUCAGGUCUGGGGAAAGGGCGGGCCAGUCCAUAGCAUCAAUGCCUUCCUCUUGCAGGAACUGCUGACACACUCCAGCCACAUGAGGUCUAGCAUUGUCUUGCAUUAGGAGGAACCCAGGGCCAACCGCACCAGCAUAUGGUCUCACAAGGGGUCUGAGGAUCUCAUCUCGGUACCUAAUGGCAGUCAGGCUACCUCUGGCGAGCACAUGGCACCCCACACCAUGACUGACCCACCGCCAAACCGGUCAUGCUGGAGGAUGUUGCAGGCAGCAGAACGUUCUCCACGGCGUCUCCAGACUCUGUCAAGUCUGUCACAUGUGCUCAGUGUGAACCUGCUUUCAUCUGUGAAGAGCACAGGGCGCCAGUGGCGAAUUUGCCAAUCUUGGUGUUCUCUGGCAAAUGCCAAACAUCCUGCACGGUGUUGGGCUGUAAGCACAACCCCCACCUGUGGACGUCGGGCCCUCAUACCACCCUCAUGGAGUCUGUUUCUGACCAUUUGAGCAGACACAUGCAUAUUUGUGGCCUGCUGGAGGUCAUUUUGCAGGGCUCUGGCAGUGCUCCUCCUGCUCCUCCUUGCACAAAGGCGGAGGUAGCAGUCCUGCUGCUGGGUUGUUGCCCUCCUACGGCCUCCUCCACGUCUCCUGAUGUACUGGCCUGUCUCCUGGUAGCGCCUCCAUGCUCUGGACACUACGCUGACAGACACAGCAAACCUUCUUGCCACAGCUCACAUUGAUGUGCCAUCCUGGAUGAGCUGCACUACCUGAGCCACUUGUGUGGGUUGUAGACUCCGUCUCAUGCUACCACUAGAGUGAAAGCACCGCCAGCAUUCAAAAGUGACCAAAACAUCAGCCAGGAAGCAUAGGAACUGAGAAGUGGUCUGUGGUCACCACCUGCAAAACCAGUCCUUUAUUGGGGGUGUCUUGCUAAUUGCCUAUAAUUUCCACCUGUUGUCUAUUCCAUUUGCACAACAGCAUGUGAAAUGUAUUGUCAAUCAGUGUUGCUUCCUAAGUGGACAGUUUGAUUUCACAGAAGUGUGAUUGACUUGGAGUUACAUUGUGUUGUUUAAGUGUUCCCUUUAUUUUUUUGAGAAGUGUAGUUCCUUCAGACUUUGAUCAACUUAAAUAAGUGGAAUUUAAGUAGUGGUUUAAUUUUGGUUUGAUGUUAUUUACAAUAAUCUUUAAGGGUGCCAUUAAUUUUAAAACAUUGAUUUGGAGGACAUUGAUUUUUAAUUAAAUCAAUAAAUGAUUUUGGUGGGUUCCAUUGGAACAUUAAUAUAGUACAGUAUUUCUCACAUGUUGGUAUUUUGAGUUUCUCUAUAAUUAUAUUGUUUAUAUUUUUUUAAGUAUUGUUUGUGCAUUGCCAGUCAGGGGUGCCAGUAAUUUUGGAGCCCACUGUAUAUCCAUAGCAAUGUAUUUAGAAAAUAUAUGGCUCUGUAUAUACAGUGAGCUCCAAAUGUAUUUGUUGUUGUUUUGGCUCUGUGCUCCAGCACUUUGGAUUUGAAAUGAUACAAUACUGUGAGGUUAAUGUGCAGACUGUCAGCAUUAACUUGAGUGUAUUUUCAUCCAUGUCUGUUGAACCGUUUAGAAAUUACAGCACUUUUUGCACAUAGUCCCGCCAUUUUUGGGGACCUAAAGUAUUGGGACAAAUUCACUUAUGUGAAUUAAAGUUGUCAAAAUGUUAGUAUUUGGUCCCAUAUUCCUAAAAUGCAAUGAUUACAUCAAGCUUGUGACUCUACAAACUUGUUGGAUGCAUUUGCUGUUUGUUUUGGUUGUGUUUCAGAUUAUUUUGUGCCUAAUAGAAUAAUGUAUUGUGUCAAUUUGGAGUCACUUCUAUUGUAAAUAAGAAUAGAAUAUGUUUCUAAACACUUCUACAUUAAUGUGGAUGCUACCAUGAUUACGGAUAAUCCUGAAUGAAUCGUGAAUAAUGAUGAGUGAGAAAGUUACAGAGGCAUAAAUAUCAUAUCCCCUAAAAAAUGCUAACCUCCCCUGUUAUUAUAAUGGUGAGAGGUUAGAAUGUCUUUGGGGUAUGAUAUUUGUACGUCUAACUUUCUCACUCAUCAUUAUUCAUGAUUCAUUCAAGACUAUCGUAAUCAUGGAAGCAUCCACAUUAAUGUAGAAGUGUGUAGAAACAUAUUCUAUUCUUAUUUACAAUACUUGAACAUUUAUUACGUUUCUUAAAUUAUGUGAGCUGCAUCCAAUGCACAUGACUAAUGUGCAUCAGUGUAUUAGUUAUGUAUACAUUGAUGGAAGGGAAAUUCUAACUUGUGUUUCAUCAUAUCACACCUCUGAUAACAUCCUGCCUUCCUCCUUCACCAUGCAGUUGUUAUUGUAACCUUAGUAACCAAUAGAAAAUGGAUAUACAAAAGUAAUUUACCACAUUGUCACAAAUGUUAUGCAACCACUCUUGAUCUAAAGUUUGUCAUAUAUAUAAGAAGUCAUACAGUCUCAUCUAAAUCGACCAAACUAUACUGGUAUUUCUCACCCACAGGGUAAUGGUCUGUGCGCCACAUCAGAAGAAUGGAUCUGGUGGAAUCUGUAGAUGUGCUCAAGACCGAACAAACUGUACAAAUUGUUACACUUCUGAAGGUAGAGAUGGAAGUUGAUGAUACACUAUACUGUACUUACUGCAAUUUAGAAUGGUGGUUACCUUAACAAAAUGAAUAAUUAUAAGAAUUAUAAGAACAUGUAACACCUAUCACGGUAACCAUGGCUAAUCAAUAUUUGACAGCUUUAAAAUAUUGUUGAAAUGUCAACAAGAUCUUGAAAAUGAGAAACACUAGUUGAUUCUGCAAGUCUGCCUUUUCCCUUCCAACAGAAACUGACACAAUCAAGUACAUUGGACUGUCUAUGGCUGGACAAUCUACUUCUCCUCCAACGUUCACUGUAAGAUAACCACCAAACAGUUAAUUUGAUCAUAUUCUUGUUGUGAAUGUGAGUGUACUGUGCAUAUGUAAUACAUGUGUUUGGCAGCAUUUACAGUACAUAGGCAGCCCAAUUCUGAUAUUGUUUUUAACUAAUUGGUAUUUUGACCAAUCAGAUCAGCUCCACCAAUUAAUGGAAAAAAUAUCAGAAUUGGGCUGCCUGUGUAAACCUAAAUUACUUGUUUCACUUGAGUCAUAAAACAAUAGCUCAACAAUCUAAAAAUGAUCAUGGCAAAUUCAUGUAACUCUCUCUUUUGAAGCCAUCUGAGGUCCACCAGACAAGCCAUUAUUUUAUCUAAUUUACAAUUACUUAUUAUCCUCAUUCAGGCCUGCAGCCCUGGCCUGGCACACGAGUGCGAUGGGAACUCCUAUCUGAACAGUAUCUGCCAAGGUAUAACAGUGAAACUGGAACACAUUUGUAGAUAUAAAUAAAAUAACCCAAGAUUUGUAGGUAUAUAUUGACUGUUUAUUCAUGUAAUGCUAAAUUACAUUAGGAUUAGGUCACAAAAUAUGAAUUGUGAAUGAUAAGAUCUGGAUUCCUGAAUAUGUGAAGAAUAUUGUGUGUUAUCCAUCAUAUACAUUUCUUUAAUUCACUUUCUCUUCCAGAAUGUACUAAGAAAAUAGUGGACCUCGUUUUCCUCAUUGACGGAUCAGGAAGCAUGACAGGGGACGAAUUUGAUGAGAGCAAAGGUUUCAUAAACAAUAUCAUGACAACCCUAAAAAACUCCUCAAUCAAGGUAAACUUCCCUUUUAAAGUUCAUAACUUGAAUCAUGCUUGUGAGGUUGCUGAACAUACAUCUGUUUAUCUACACUCUUAGAAGUAAAGGUGCCUAGAAGAACCUUUUGGGUUGCCACACCGGCGGAACCUUUCCAGUUCAAGGGUCUUGGAGGAACCCCUGUGUAAAGGUUCUGAUGGGAGGAGUUACAUUUUGAACCUUUUUGAUAAUAUAUUGAAGUGGUGGCAGCCUAUUAUUGGAGGCGUGGCUUUCAGAUAGGCAAUUUUUGGCCACCCAUUAGCGCAAAUCUCAUUCCUGUUCAUCAUGUUAUGUUUUACACUGCAAAACUAAAUCCUUGAAUAUUUAUACAUAUUAUAUACUUCAAUAUAAUGUUAAUAAUAUUAACAAUUCUAUUUACAUAUAGUAAUAAAGUGACAACUAUUCCCACUUUGGAAGAGCAUAGGCUCUUGAGGAACACUUCUGUAAGCCUCACUGACGCUAUAAAACUAUCAGUGUUUAACUUUCACAUGUGAUGACAAUACAGCAGAACAGAUUAACAGGAAUGACAUUUACUCUAACAGGUGGCCUAAAAAAUAUAUACAGUAUCUUAAAGCCACGCACUUCCUAAGCCACGCCUCCACUCCAGGGUUCCUCCAGGAUCCCGAUGCUACAUUGAACCAUUAAAGGUUCCUUCAAGAACCCCUCAAUUUACCGAAGGUGCAAAUAUGACCCAUUGACUUGCAAUGGUUCCUUGAGGAUCUUCAUGGUUCUUCAAGUCACCACUAAUUAUAAGAUGUGCUAUACCUAGGUUGCUGCAUGGAAAGUAUGGAAUGAAAUCAAUAUUAGUUAUCUUUUCCUCUUUUUUUAAACCACAGUUCGCGGCGGUUCAGUUCUCAUCAACAGCCAGGACAGUUUUCGACUUCAAUGACUACCAAGAGGGGAGAGCCUUGACUAAUCUUACGAAUGAAAAGCACAUGGCUCAUCUAACCAAUACAUAUCAGGCGAUAGACUCUGUCUUGUAGGUCACAGUUGAUCAUUAUUAAUCAGUUUUACUUUCAAAGUUCUGACCGAAUACUCGGAAUCUGAUCAAAGGGGAUUGUGGUGUAAGAAAGAUUGCUUGAUCUGUUGUUUGUAUACAUCUAUUUCAGGAAAAACAUUUUCGAAAACCAAGCUGCUGGUGCCACCGCAGAUGCAACUAAAGUACUGGUCCUAAUAACAGAUGGAACAUCCAGUGAUUCUGAUAGAAAUUAUAACUCUAUCAAAAGAAGUGAUGAGAAAAACAUAAUCCGUUUCGUCAUCGGGGUAAGUCCUUAAAAGGGGAGAGCCUGCAUACCCCCAACACAACAACACACAAUUUUAUGACUUAAUUCCAUUACAACUGUUCCAUUCCCAUUUCUACAGCUGGUUGAUCACUAGCCAAAACAUUUUGACUAGAAGGUAUGCUCUCCUCCUAGUUGAAACGACCAAAGGCCAAUAUAUUUGCAUCUCUGUGAACUUCAAGUUAAAAGGUUUGCAAAUGUGCCUCAAUCCAGGGAUGAAAUGUUUCGCUGUAGUCCUACUUAUCCCACAGGAAUUUACGGCGAAUGGAGAAUAUUUAAAUACUACUCGUUUUUAAUUAAACUGCCUUGUUCAUCCUCAUGCUAGUUAGCUAAUGCUAAAGCAGAAGUAUUUUAUCUUCUCCAUUUACCCUAAAUUGUUGUGGGAUAAGUAGGAGUACAGCAACACCUUCCAUCCCUGGAUUGAGGUACAUUUUCAAAUCGUUUCACUUGAAGUUCGCCGAGGUGAAAAGAUAUUGGCAUAUGGCCGUUUUGACUAGUUGAUCACCAGUGUAUACCAGUGUUAGUGCUUUUAAUGUAUGAUUUCAAUGUAUGCUGCUUACAUUCAUGUUUGUUGCCCAAAUAAUACACUAGCUGUUUUUUUUAAAGCUCCAAUAUAUAUAUACCUUUUUGGGUGACCCGACCAAUUACACAUAGAAAUGUGUGUUAUAGAUCUGUCAUUCUCAUUCUCAUCAAUUUACAAAUGCUUUUGUAUCCUCUACUAAAGAUUCUUUGUCAUCACACUGAUGAUUUGCUUAACAGUUUCAAUGAUAUACUGUAUGUCAGGCUACUUUAGACUCAGUGGCAGCAGUUAAAACCAAGAAUAAACUGUCUGCCAGAGUCUCACCUUGGUUAAAUGAUCACACUCGUGCCUUAAAAAGUGUUUUUAAAAAUGCUGAGCGUAAAAGGAAAGCCUGCUAAUUUCAAGCAUUCUAUGAGAUAAUGAAGGAUCUGAUGAGAAAUUACAAUAUUGUGGUUAAAGAUGCAAGAGCAAACUACUUCUCUACCCUGAUCUCUGAGAACUCCCACAACUCGAAAGUUCUGUUUAAGACAAUUGAGCAUAUUUUUGGUGCCAGUCGGGCUUCCGCUCACUUAACAGCACGAAAACUUGGUUUAUUGAAAGUCAAUAAAAGGGCUGUUGCGGUCAUUACAUUUUGUCUGACAGUUAUUGUCCUCCCGAGUGGCGCAGUGGUCUAAGGCACUGCAUCGCAGUGCUAGCUGUGCCACUAGAGAUCCUGGUUCGUAUCCAGGCUCUGUCGUAGCCGGCCGCGACCGGGAGACCAAUGGGGCGGCGCACAAUUGGCCCAGCGUCGUCCAGGGUAGGGUAGGGAAUGGCCGGCAGGGAGGUAGCUCAGUUGGUAGAGCAUGGCGUUUGCAACGCCAGGGUUGUGGGUUCGAUUCCCACGGCGGGCCAGUAUGAAAAAAAAAAAGUAUAAUGUAUGCACUAACUGUAAGUCGCUCUGGAUAAGAGCGUCUGCUAAAUGACGUAAAUGUAAAAGACUGCCGGUCUCAUGGUAAUUUACCGUCAAUUAACAUAAACAUGUUUAGCAUCACCAGGCCUCCACGCAUACAAGCCGCUAAUGCGCGCCUUUGGAAAAUGUACAUUUAAAAAGGCUAAUAACUCAAUUAAAUAUAAAUCCAUUAUUUAUUUUAGUCAGGUCUAAAGAAACAUGAUAUGAAGAAAAUGUAUUUCAGAAUAACAGAAUAUGAGUUGGCCUACUGUAUGUUAUAGGCUGUAGGCUUGUCCAUUUAGCAGACAAUAUAUGCUUUUAAGUCCCUUGCCAUUUUAUAGUAAGAAGAAUAUAAUUGAACUUAGCAAUAUUAACAAUAUUUUUCCCAUUCCAUGUCACGCAAGUGUAGGUGGGUGAUGUGGUGGAAUCAGACGCAGGACACCGGAGUAUAGUCCACAAGACUUUAGUAUAAAUCCAACACGGAAAAUACUAAUACAAUAUCCAAAGGCGCAACAAAUACGCACAAAGGCAAAACGAAACCAAGAGCGCACCAGACAAGUGCGUAAACUCUCCAAAACAGUGGAGGGAAGCUCAACCGAGCGAACAUGUAGAAACCCUACACAUGACUGACAAAGUCCAAUAACACACAACACUAGACAAACACAACGAGAAACGUAUAGGACACUAAUUACGCCAAAUGAGAAACAGGUGUGAAAACAAACAGACAAAAGCAAACGAACAUGAAACAUACAACGGUGGCAGCUAGAAUUCCGGAGACGACGAACGCCGAAGCCUGCCCGAACAAGGGAGAGAGGCAGCCUCGGCCGAAAACCGUGACAGUACCCCCCCCUUGACGCGCGGCUCCAGACGUGCGCCGACUCCGGCCUCGGGGACGACCCGGAGGACGUGGAGCAGGGCGCGUCGGAUGCCCCCGAUGGAAUUCCGUCAGGAGCGACGGGUCCAAAAUGUCUCUCCUCGGCACCCAGCACCGCUCCUCCGGACCGUACCCCUCCCACUCCACUAGAUACUGGAGACCCCCCAUCCGACGUCUCGAAUCCAAGAUGGACCUCACGGAGUACGCCGGUGCCCCCUCGAUGUCCAGUGGGGGCGGAGGAGUCUCCCCUAUCUCAUUUUCUUGGAGUGGGCCCGCUACCACCGGCCUGAGAAGGGACACAUGGAACGAGGGGUUAAUACACUUAUACUCCACAGGUAGCUGUAAUCUAUAACAUACCUCGUUCAACCUUCUCAGGACUUUAAAUGGCCCUACAAACCGCCGACCCAGUUUUCCGACAGGGCAGGCGGAGGGGCAGGUUUCUGGUAGAGAGCCAGACUCGAUCACCAGGUGCGUACACCGGUCCCUCACUGCGGUGGAGAUCAGCGCUCGCCUUCUGACGUCGGAGGGCCCGCUGCAGGUGGACGUGUGCAGCGUUCCAAGUCUCCUCCGAGCGCCGCGCCCACUCAUCCACCGCAGGAGCCUCGAUCUGGCUCUGCUGCCAGGGUGCCAGAACCGGCUGGUAACCUAACACACAUUGAAAUGGAGUUAGGUUAGUGGAGGAAUGGCGUAGGGAAUUCUGGGCCAUCUCGGCCCAGGGAACGUACCUUGACCACUCCUCCGGCCGGUCCUGGCAGUAUGUUCUGAGAAACCUACCCACAUCCUGGUUUACGCGUUCCACCUGCCCAUUACUCUCCGGGUGGUAACCCGAGGUGAGGCUCACCGAGACCCCCAACCGCUCCAUAAACGCUCUCCAGACUCUGGAGGUGAAUUUGGGGACCUCGAUCAGCCACAAUGUCCUCGGGUACCCCGUAGUGCCGGAACACAUGGGUGAAUAGUGCUUCGGCAGUUUGUAGGGCAGUAGGAAGACCCGGCAUGGGGAGCAAACGACAGGCCUUAGAGAACCGGUCCACAACGACCAGGAUGGUAGUAUUCCCUUGGGAGAGGGGAAGGUCUGUUAUAAAAUCCACAGAGAGGUGGGACCAUGGUCGUUGUGGAACGGGCAGGGGUAGCAACUUACCCCUAGGCAGAUGUCUAGGCGCCUUACACUGGGCGCACACCGAGCAGGAGGAAACAUAAACCCUCACAUCCCUUGCCAACGUGGGCCACCAGUACUUGGCACUAAGACAGUGCACUGUCCGGCCGAUACCCGGAUGUCCAGAGGAGGGUGACGUGUGAGCCCAAUAGAUCAAUCGAUCCCGAACCUCGAGCGGAACGUACUUCCGACCCUCCGGGCACUGUGGUGGACUAGGGUCGGUGCGUAACGCCCGCUCGAGUUCAGCAUCGACCUCCCACACUACCGGUGCCACCAGACACGACUCCGGCAGUAUGGGAGUGGGCUCCACGGACCUCUCCUCCGUGUCAUACCGCCGAGACAGCGCAUCUGCCUUACCAUUCUGUGACCCAGGGAUGUACGUGAUCUUAAAAGUAAACCUGGUCAAGAACAUACUCCAUCUUGCCUGGCGAGGGUUCAGCCUCCUCGCCGCCCGGAUGUACUCCAGGUUACGGUGGUCCGUCAAAAUGAGGAAAGGGUGUUGAGCCCCCUCAAGCCAGUGCCUCCACACCUUUAGAGCCUGUACCACGGCUAACAGCUCCCUGUCCCCUACGUCAUAGUUCCGCUCCGCCGGACUGAGCUUCUUAGAAUAAAAAGCACAGGGGCGGAGUUUAGGUGGCGCGCCAGACCGUUGUGAAAGCACGGCUCCUAAACCGGCCUCUGACGCGUCCACCUCUACCUGGAACGGCAAAGAGGGAUCCGGAUGCGCCAGCACCGGGGCCGAGGUAAACAGGUCCUUCAGCCUCCCAAACGCCCUGUCCGCCUCGGCCGACCACUGCAGACGCACCGGACCCCACUUCAAAAGAGACGUGAUGGGAGCUGCCACCUGUCCAAAACCCCGGAUAAACCUCCGGUAGUAAUUCGCAAACCCCAAAAACUGCUGCACCUCCUUCACAGUGGUUGGUGUUUGCCAAUUACGCACGGCCGACACCCGGUCUACCUCCAUCUUCACCCCUGACGCAGACAACUGAUACCCCAAAAAGGAGACUGACUCCUGGAAAAACAGACACUUCUCUGCCUUCACAUACAGGUCGUGCUCCACCAGCCUCCGCAACACUCUACGCACCAGGGCCACAUGCUCGACACGGGUAGGCGAGUACACGAGAAUGUCAUCAAUGUACACAACCACCCCCUGCCCCUGCAUGUCCCUGAAGAUCUCAUCCACGAAUGAUUGGAAAACUGACGGAGCGUUCAUCAACCCGUAUGGCAUGACCAGAUACUCGUAAUGGCCCGAGGUGGUACUAAAGGCUGUCUUCCAUUCAUCGCCCUCCCUGAUGCGCACCAAGUUGUACGCGCUCCUGAGAUCUAAUAUAGUGAAGAAACGCGCCCCAUGCAACGACUCAGUCAUGGUCGCAACCAGCGGGAGUGGAUAACUGUACUUCACCGUAAUCUGAUUGAGACCACGGUAAUCGAUGCACGGGCGCAAACCACCAUCCUUUUUCUUCACAAAAAAGAAACUUGAGGACGCAGGGGAAGUGGAAGGCCGUAUGUAUCCUUGUCUCAGAGAUUCGUCUAUGUAAGUCUCCAUAGCUUUCUUCUCCUCCUGAGACAGAGGAUACACAUGGCUCCGUGGGAGCGCAGCUCCUGCCUGGAGGUCUAUCGCACAAUCUCCCUGCCUAUGGGGGGGCAACCGCGUCGCCCUCGCCUUACUAAACGCAAUAGCCAAAUCCCCAUACUCAGGGGGAACGUGCAAUGCGGGCACCUGGUUUGGACUCUCCACCGAGGUAGCCCCUACGGAAACGCCCAAACAUCUACCCACACACUGAGCAGACCACUCCAUCAGAGCCCUCUCCUGCCACGAAAUAGAUGGGUUAUGGGUACUUAACCAGGGCAUGCCCAGCACCACCGGAUACGCAGGAGAGUCAAUCAGGAACAGCUGAAUCAUCUCCUGAUGAUCCCCCUGCGCACACAUCCUAAGUGGCGCCGUGACCUCCCUGAUUAAGCCCGUACCCAACGGACGGCUAUCUAGGGCAUGAACGGGGAAAGGAACAUCAACAGGAAUAAGGGGAAUCCCUAACGCUAAACAAAACUUUUUAUCAAUAAAAUUCCCAGCCGCGCCUGAAUCUACCAGCGCCUUAUGCUGGGAAUGAGGUGCUACCUGUGGAAAACGCACAGGCAUACAAAAAUGGGCAACAGUGAGCUCUGGGUGAGUGGGGCGCCUACUCACCUGGAGGGAAUCCCCAGUGCGGGACCUGUUGUCAUCCCCCCUAGGAGGCCAUCCCCAGCACCUAGCCGCGGUGUGUCCUCCCCGACCACAGUUGGUGCAGUGGAUGGACCCCCUAGCCAACCGACUCCUCCUCUCUCUAGCGCCAGCGCCCCCGAGCUCCAUAGGACACGGCUCGGAGGCGCUGGAGGGUGAAAUGGACGGACCCUCCUCAGGACGUCCGCGGGUAGCCAGUAGGUUAUCCAGCCUGAUGGACAUGUCGACCAGCUGGUCGAAAGAGAGGCUGGUGUCCCUACAAGCCAGCUCCCGACGGACGUCCUCUCGUAGGCUACAUCUGUAUAGAUCGACGAGGGCCCGCUCAUUCCACCCUGCAUCUGCCGCUAGAGUACGGAAUUCAAGAGCGAAUUCUUGGGCACUCCUCCUCCCCUGCCGGAGGAAGACCAGACGCUCCCCCGCCGCUUUCCCCUCCGGGGGAUGGUCAAACACCGCCCUGAAGCGGCGGGAGAACUCGUUGUAUGUGAUAGUCUCGGCGUCGAUCUUCCUCCACUCCGCGUUGGCCCAUUCCAACGCCCUCCCGGACAGGCAGGAGAUCAGGGCGGACACGCUCUCAUGCCCCGAGGGUGCCGGGUGUACGGUGGCCAGGUACAGCUCCACCUGGAGGAGGAAUCCCUGACACCCAGCCGCGGUUCCGUCGUAGGCCCUCGGGAGAGAGAGUCGGAUUCCUCGGGGUUCUGGCGCUGGAAUGGGCGGACUGGCCGAUGGUGCUGGCAGGGAGGGAGGUGGUGGAGGCGUUCCCCAGCCUCGGAGGGUGGUGAUCACCUCCUGCAGGGCGGUCCCCAUCUGCAGUAUCUGGUCCUGUUGUUCCCGAACCUGGGCCUCCAGCCUCGUCGGGGCUGCUUCGGCUCCUGCUGAUUCCAUGUAGGGUGUGUUAUUCUGUCACGCAAGUGUAGGUGGGUGAUGUGGUGGAAUCAGACGCAGGACACCGGAGUAUAGUCCACAAGACUUUAGUAUAAAUCCAACACGGAAAAUACUAAUACAAUAUCCAAAGGCGCAACAAAUACGCACAAAGGCAAAACGAAACCAAGAGCGCACCAGACAAGUGCGUAAACUCUCCAAAACAGUGGAGGGAAGCUCAACCGAGCGAACAUGUAGAAACCCUACACAUGACUGACAAAAUCCAAUAACACACAACACUAGACAAACACAACGAGAAACUUAUAGGACACUAAUUACGCCAAAUGAGAAACAGGUGUGAAAACAAACAGACAAAAGCAAACGAACAUGAAACAUACAACGGUGGCAGCUAGAAUUCCGGAGACGACGAACGCCGAAGCCUGCCCGAACAAGGGAGAGAGGCAGCCUCGGCCGAAACCGUGACAUUCCAGAGCGAGAGUGCGCAUAUGAAGUGGCUAUGUUGAGCUUAAAAGUGAUCAUUUGAAACAUGUCCUAUGAGCUAGAUUUAGAGUUAUUUGGCAACUUUAGUUGUGAAUGAUACAAACUUUAGAAUGCCUUAGAAAUCAAUAGAUAUAUGGGCUACAUGAUGCGACUAUAGGCUAUUGAUGAUUUGAGAAAGUUGCAAAAAAAGCUUAGGCUUUGUUCUGUGUCUCAGGCUGCACAAGCUGUUCUCUCAUCAAGUGAUCAUAUUUUCACCCAUCAGACUAUUCUCAAUGGAAUAUUUUCUUUACUAAUAUGUAAAAUUAGUUUUGAUUUAGAAUGGGCCAUUGUCAAAUGGGCAGGAACAAGGACAAGACAAAAAAGACAUGUCAUCCGUAUGCACUCGAAUAGCGAAUGGAGGCCACUUUCCCGCUGGUAAUUUUUCAAAUGCGUAUGCAUAAGCUCUAAUGUGCAUAUGGGUGUUUUGAAUGAAUCAUCACCUUAGAAAGCGCUGUCCAUUUCAUUGUGUUAGGCUUUGUUUUCCACUCAGUUUCAACCUGUUGUUGAACUUCUUUCUUCAAAUUGAUCAAUUACAAUGAGGUGAGUUUUAAAAGCACGGACUGUUUUGAUGAUAAGUGUUUGAGUCCCCUGUAGUUCAGUUGGUAGAGCAUGGCGCUUGCAACGCUAGGGCUGUGGGUUCGAUUCCCACGGAGAACCAGUAUGAAAAAAAAUGUAUGCACUCACUAACUGUAAGUUGCUCUGGAUAAGAGCUUCUGCUAAAUUAUUAAAAUGUAAUGUGAUUUUUGAUUGCAUUUGCAUUGAUAUCAGAAUGGUUAGAGGGACAAUAGAGCUCUGAAUAACAGGCCAUGAAUGUAGCCACCUGAUGAUCAUUAGCGAGUUGGAUACUACCAACACAUGUCCAGAGUGCAUAAGAGGAGAUUACCGUAGAAUUUGACUGCGGUCAUGACUCGUGAGUGCCUGUGUGGUGGUAAUACGGUCACCGCAACAGCCCUAUAAUGACCUUCUUUCUGUUGGCUGCUGAUACCAGUGAAUGCUCUAUUUUAGUUAUUUUGGAUCUCCGUACUGCGCUUGAUACUAUUGAUCAUAACAUCCUUGUUGAACGGCUGGAGAGGUGGGUGGGAAUCUCUGACGUUGCCCUGGACUUGUUCAGGUCGUAUCUAUGUGGCAGACGUUUCUCAGUGAGCAUGGGUGGUUCAGUAUCAACCCCAGCACCUAUUCACUAUGGUGUCCCUCAGGGGUCAAUUCUGGGCCCCAUUUUCCCCCCCUGUACAUGCUUCCCCUUGGUGACAUCAUCCGCAAUCAUAACAUUCAGUUUCACCGCUAUGCAGAUGACACACAGCUUUAUUUACCAAUCAGACCCAGUGACCAAGCUAGCGUAGCUACCAUUCACAAGUGUCUUGUUGACAUCAAAUGUUAGAUGUUUGAUAAUGUAUCCAGCUCAAUGAUAAGAAAUCUGAGGUUAUUGUAUUUGGCCCCCACCUUGAUAGAUCCCAGAUUGUAAAUAACCUUGGUAAUUUGUCUACCAAUGUAAAGGCUAUGGCCAGAAACCUUGGUGUCUUCUUUGACCCUAACCUAAACCUCGAGCUGCAUGUAAAGAAGGUUGUCCAGUCCUGCUUAUACAAUAUCAUCUAAGAAAUACAGCGCCCUCUGUAAUUAUUGGGAUAGUGAAGCAUGAACAUUUUUUGGGGGCUCUAUACUCCAAAAGUUUGGAUUUGAAAUGAAACAAUUACUAUGAGGUUAAAAUAUAGAUUAUCAGCUUUUAAUUGAGGGUAUUUGUGGAAAUAUUGGUUGUACCAUUUAGAAAUGACAACCCUUUUUAUACAUACAGUAGUUCCCAUAUUUCAGGGCACCAAAAGUAUUGGGACAAUUGGAUUGACAGAUGUUUCUGGUUAGUCAGGUGUGUUCCGUCACAUCAUUUGUGCAGGCAUAAGAGAGCUGUCAAUGUCUAGUCUUGAUUUUAGGCUUUGCGUUUGCCUUUAGCGGAAGGAGAACUAAGGAUUCCAUCUUUAAGGUUUGGUUAAGCCCCAUUCCGUUUCUUAGAUAUUUUAUCUACCUAUGAGCCAGGAUGCAGCCUGAGAUCCUCUGACAGGGCACUGUUGACCAUUCCAUAGUCUAGGUUGAAAACGAAAGGAGAUAUUUAUUUAUUUUGUAUUCUCCUUCCUCCUGUCUUUGUUACUUUGUUAGUACUUUUAUUUUAUGAUGUGAAGCACUUUGUUACUUGUAUUGAAAAGCGCUAUACAAAUAGAGUUUUUAUUAUUAUUGUUAUUACUAGACUCAAGGGUCCAGUCCAACUUCCCAGUUACGAUGUGGAUGUUUAAAUAUCAUUCAUAUUGAAAAGGAAAUUAGACUUAUAAUUCCUGCCCUCAAGUGAUAUAUUUCUUGGCAGGUCAAGAAUGUCGAUUUGAAGAAACUCAAGUUCCUGGCAUCAGAGCCAAAAGAGAACAACACUUUCCUCAUCCAGGACUACAACGGACUAAAAGGAAUCCUAGACAACUUUCAAAAAAAGAUCUUCAACAUUCAAGGUACAACUCCGGAUAUACUGUAUAUAUACUGUACUUACUGCAAUUUAGAAUGGUGGUUACCUUAACAAAAUGAAUAAUUAUAAGAAUUAUAAGAACAUGUAACACCUAUCACGGUAACCAUGGCUAAUCAAUAUUUGACAGCUUUAAAAUAUUGUUGAAAUGUCAACAAGAUCUUGAAAAUGAGAAACACUAGUUGAUUCUGCAAGUCUGCAUUUUCCCUUCCAACAGAAACUGACACAAUCAAGUACAUUGGACUGUCUAUGGCUGGACAAUCUACUUCUCCUCCAACGUUCACUGUAAGAUAACCACCAAACAGUUAAUUUGAUCAUAUUCUUGUUGUGAAUGUGAGUGUACUGUGCAUAUGUAAUACAUGUGUUUGGCAGCAUUUACAGUACAUAGGCAGCCCAAUUCUGAUAUUGUUUUCACUAAUUGGUAUUUUGACCAAUCAGAUCAGCUCCACCAAUUAGUGGAAAAAAUAUCAGAAUUGGGCUGCCUGUGUAAACCUAAAUUACUUGUUUCACUUGAGUCAUAAAACAAUAGCUCAACAAUCUAAAAAAUUAUCAUGGCAAAUUCAUGUAACUCUCUCUUUUGAAGCCAUCUGAGGUCCACCAGACAAGCCAUUAUUUUAUCUAAUUUACAAUUACUUAUUAUCCUCAUUCAGGCCUGCAGCCCUGGCCUGGCACACGAGUGCGAUCUGAACAGUAUCUGCUAUCAGUUCAACAGCCAGCUCCAGAUCACCUCUAACUUCACGCCUGCCUUCCAAGGUAUAACAGCGAAACUGGAACACAUUUGUAGAUAUAAAUAAAAUAACCCAAGAUUUGUAGGUAUAUAUUGACUGUUUAUUCAUAUAAUGCUGAAUUACAUUAGGAUUAGGUCACAAAAUAUGAAUUGUGAAUGAUAAGAUCUGGAUUCCUGAAUAUGUGAAGAAUAUUGUGUGUUAUCCAUCAUAUACAUUUCUUUAAUUCACUUUCUCUUCCAGAAUGUACUAAGAAAAUAGUGGACCUCGUUUUCCUCAUUGACGGAUCAGCAAGCAUGACAGGGGACGCAUUUGAAAAGAACAAAGGUUUCAUAAACAAUAUCAUGACAACCCUAAAAAACUCCUCAAUCAAGGUAAACUUCCCUUUUAAAGUUCAUAACUUGAAUCAUGCUUGUGAGGUUGCUGAACAUACAUCUGUUUAUCUACACUCUUAGAAGUAAAGGUGCCUAGAAUAACCUUUUGGGUUGCCACACCUGCGGAACCUUUCCAGUUCAAGGGUCUUGGAGGAACCCUUGUGUAAAGGUUCUGAUGGGAGGAGUUACAUUUUGAACCUUUUUGAUAAUAUAUUGAAGUGGUGGCAGCCUAUUAUUGGAGGCGUGGCUUUCAGAUAGGCAAUUUUUGGCCACCCAUUAGCGCAAAUCUCAUUCCUGUUCAUCAUGUUAUGUUUUACACUGCAAAACUAAAUCCUUGAAUAUUUAUACAUAUUAUAUACUUCAAUAUAAUGUUAAUAAUAUUAACAAUUCUAUUUACAUAUAGUAAUAAAGUGACAACUAUUUCCACUUUGGAAGAGCAUAGGCUCUUGAGGAACACUUCUGUAAGCCUCACUGACGCUAUAAAACUAUCAGUGUUUAACGUUCAGAUGUGAUGACAAUACAGCAGAACAGAUUAACAGGAAUGACAUUUAUUCUAACAGGUGGCCUAAAAAAUAUAUACAGUAUCUUAAAGCCACACACUUCCUAAGCCACGCCUCCACUCCAGGGUUCCUCCAGGAUCCCGAUGCUACAUUGAACCAUUAAAGGUUCCUUCAAGAACCCCUCAAUUUACCGAAGGUGCAAAUAUGACCCAUUGACUUGCAAUGGUUCCUUGAGGAUCUUCAUGGUUCCUCAAGUCACCACUAAUUAUAAGAUGUGCUAUACCUAGGUUUCUGCAUGGAAAGUAUGGAAUGAAAUCAAUAUUAGUUAUCUUUCCUCUUUUUUUAAACCACAGUUCGCGGCGGUUCAGUUCUCAUCAACAGCCAGGACAGUUUUCGACUUCAAUGACUACCAAGAGGGGAGAGCCUUGACUAAUCUUACGAAUGAAAAGCACAUGGCUCUUCUAACCAAUACACAUCAGGCGAUAGACUUUGUCUUGUAGGUCACAGUUGAUCAUUAUUAAUCAGUUUUACUUUCAAAGUUCUGACCGAAUACUCGGAAUCUGAUCAAAGGGGAUUGUGGUGUAAGAAAGAUUGCUUGAUCUGUUGUUUGUAUACAUCUAUUUCAGGAAAAACAUUUUUGAAAACCAAGCUGCCGGCGCCACCGCAGAUGCAACUAAAGUACUGGUCGUAAUAACAGAUGGAAAACCCAGUGAUACUGAUAGAAAUGUUAACUCUAUCAAAAGAAGUGAUGAGAAAAACAUAAUCCGCUUCGUCAUCGGG